UCAAAAUCAACAAUUUCAAAAUAAAAAUCAGGAUAUCUCAUAUUCAUCAUACAGUAACUGUGAAGAAAUAUAACUUCAAGAUUACUGCAAGGCCCAGCUGCAACAGAAAUAUGCCGACAACAAUUAGAAACCAUCUCUCACCUGCAGAACUGAUGUGGCUGCGAAGAUUUAGAGCAACGAAACAUCCUGACAUAAGUCCGGCAACCCCUACGAUCACCCAUCUGAAUGUUUCCACAGGCACAACCGAUAGACACU
Molecule: messenger RNA, 255 nt
Organism: Phalaenopsis equestris
Lineage: Eukaryota; Viridiplantae; Streptophyta; Magnoliopsida; Asparagales; Orchidaceae
Exons: 1
Source: RefSeq, a predicted model, not a curated record